AUGAGUAGCGCCUCCUUCUAUUCCGCCGGCGCCUUCCAUGCUGCGGUGGCCGACGAGUGCACGACGUUCGCAGCGGUGGCGGACGACUUCGCGCCGACGGGUUCUUUGGGCUCUGUGGGAGCGAGGUCCAGUGCUUCCUUCUAUCCUUCGAGCGGGGUUGUGGGUUCCAAGACUCAAUCCUUCGUGGUGGAUUCACCCUGGACACGAAAGCCCAGGGAGAGCGCACGAGAUGGGGAGGAGCGGCCUUCCAGCCGAGAGCGGCGGCAUCGAUCCAGUUGGCAUGCGGCCUUGAACAAACGCCUGGUGGCCAUGGAAGAUGUGGAGGAGCUACUGUGCACUGCAGACGAGAUGCUCACAGGAAUGGACAUGCUGAACACCAUCACGGUGCUGAAUAAGCUGUCGCGCUUGAAGGGUGCAGCGAAGUUACAUCAUGACCCCCGGGUGCUGGAGAUCCUCUACCGCAUCGAAUCCUGGCUGUCGCACGCCAACACCCCGGGUGCCGCUGAAAUGGUGGGCCCUGAGAUUGUGCAUGCCAGGCAUUUGGCGAGCAUUACAACUGCGCUGGCGCGGUUGCAAUGGAAGGACUCCACUCCUGGACGCUUGUUGCGUGUCAUUGCCUCGAUUGCUCCUCCACUCUUGACCUCCGCCCGCGCGCGGGACCUCUCAAACCUGGCCUGGGCCUUUGCCACGUUGGAUCUGCGGAAGUUUGAUUCGGUCUUGAUGGCCAUCGCCCGGGAAGCCGUGGUUCAGAUUUCGGACUUCACCGAGCAAAACCUCUCCAACACCUGCUGGGCCUUCGCGAAGAUUGGUCUCCGCCACGACCCCUUGAUCAAGGCCAUCGCAGAUGAGACGCUUCGGAAGCUGGGGCAGUUCUCGCCCCAGGGUCUGGUCAACACGUUGUGGGGCUUUGCAACGCUUGUGAUCAAGGGUGAGGAGUGUUUGGGGAAAUCCAGCUGGCAGCUCAUCAACGCCUUGUUGGAAGAGAUCAUCCGGCGCCUUCCGGAUUGUACUACUCAAGAGCUGAGCAACUCCUCUUGGGCCUGUUGCCGUUUGGGCGUCCGGCACGACGGCUUUUUGGCGGCGGUGGCCUCGGAGGGCCUGAAGAAAGUGGCGGGAUACACCUGUCAAGACCUGGCCAACACCGCCAUGGCGUUUGCAAAGCCCAACGUCUACCACGAGCACUUCCUGCAGGCACUCGCACACCAUGCUGGCAGAAAGAUGAGACAAUUUGAGGCCAGAGAGGUCUCGAAUGCUCUUUGGUCCUUCACGAUCUUCAAUAGAGACCUGGUGGGGCCCGAUUGGCUGGACCAUGCCUUGGAACACUUCUUGGAGCUGGUGCAGAAGCGGCAUUAUGAGGGUUGGGAGCUGGUGCAGGUGGUGAACGCCUGUUGGAGCUUCCGACAUCAGCUCCGCCACUGGAGCAGCUUGGAGAAGACCUUCCAUGACCGGGUCUUCACACGUGUGGUUGGUGCCUUGGAUGCCAUCAUUGGUCGAGAUCAAGGGCUACUGGGCAUGUCGGAACCGCUGGAGGCCCCUGUGGCUCCCGCCCCGUCCAAGCUGCUGAACGCCGGUCCCGCCACCCACGGGCACCUCGCUGGAAGCGUCCCGGAACGGCUCUCGCCACUGGAAGCUGCGCGGCGGAGUGCUCAGCGGCUCAUUGACGAGCUGCAGGUGGACUUCCUGGGUCCGAUCUUCACCCGCGUGGCCAUGCGUGAUUUGGGCUUCAUCGAUCCCCGCGACCGGCGUCAACUGUGCGCCUUCGCACGAGCGCCCACGGUGGGCGGGCCGGACUCGUCCACGGGCUCGCCCGGAUGGGGCGACGUCGCAAGGGAGGCCGUGGCCGAAACCUUGGCCCAGAUCCGGCAGGAGCUGGGCUUUAUGUGGUUUGAUCGCUUUGGGCCACACGAGCGGAGAGUGAUCUCCUGGAUUUCAUUUGAGCUAAAAGUGGAGAUCAGCUCUGAAGCCUCCAAUGUGCCAUGCAUGGAGACUCUCAGUGAGCGUGGGCGCAUUUGUUCCUUCAGUCUCGAUGAGCAUCGAGCCAUGGACAAGCGUGGCUUGGAGACCUUUGCAAGGCUGGAGGCGCAGUGGAAAGGUGAGGUGCUUUUCACGCUUCAAGAUGUUCGAAAAGGACAAGAAUGGCUGCAGGGGCUUUUUGCCCAGCAUGACCGUGCAGGACAUACUGAGCGGCAGGCAUUGCUAGAGAUCAUUCUGGAGAUCAUCAGUGCCAUCCGUCGCUUGGAACGGAAGAGCCAUCGUGGCAACAUGGCACAGCGGGAGAGCAGCAUCGAAUUGGGCCUGUUCGAUGGGUCCUUAGGUGCUCGGGUCAGUGGAGAGUUGAGGCUCUUCGUGUGCCACUUCUGCUGCAUCUCUUGCAUGGCGGCCAUUUGCAACUUUGUGCGGCGGUUCCCGCACAUCCAGAUCCAUAUUGACUAUGAUGAUGUGUGGAAGACGCGGUUGCUUGAUGUUUAG
This is a messenger RNA of Durusdinium trenchii, 2469 nucleotides long. NCBI's taxonomy places the organism in Eukaryota, Dinophyceae, Suessiales, Symbiodiniaceae. The record is from the annotation of a GenBank genome assembly.